AUGCAAUAAUAAACAUACCUUGAGAGUAGUUUCAGUAGUCAUAGCAGCAGUAGUAGUGAAAACGAAAAUAAGGAUGUUCCUUUCUCUCCUGUAUUUAUUUUUCUUAAUGCUUAAGUUUAGGGAUGCAAAUGAAAUACAACUACUGUCAGAGUAAUUUGACAUAACCAAGUGGUCCAAACACGUUUUGCCUCAACAAUCAUAAGCAGAGAAGACUCCAAAGCCUAAUAAAAAACAAGUGGGCAAAAAAACUAAGAUUAAAGUCAAUACAUCAUCUUCCAUUUCACCCUAGAAAAAGAAAUCUAAAAUCAAGAGAGUAUAUAGACCAACCCUCUAUGUAGCCCAAAAUGAAAGACAUUAAGCCCUUAAAUUUAGAAAGUGAGAAGAAUCUGUUUUUUGCCAUGAAAGCUGCAUACAAUCCAUAAUUUGAAUAUGUCGAAGUUAAGGUUUGUAUCUACUUUUUAUACUAAAGGAACUUGGCCCAGAAUAACCUCAUCGUAAGUACGAAGAAAUUGCAUUAAAAAUUAUUGAUCAAUGCAUUAAAGAAUUUGGUUCUGAUUUGAAAUAUGCCGAACAGGAAGGAGGCAAAUUAUUAUCAAUCGAAGAAACAGAAAAUUUCUUUAAUGAUUAUAUCCAUAAACUAGGUGUUUAAGAUUUGAUAUCUUAUGAAUUUCAAGAUCAUACUGUAGCUCCUACCAGUGUUGUGCAUAAUCCGACUGAUGGUAAAAGCAAAGUAAUUAUUGGGUUGCCAAUCAACUAUCGCAUCAAUCGAAUUGAAGGAGUUCUGAAUCAUGAGAUAGGUACCCACUUCAUUAGAAAAAUAAAUGAUAGAUAACAGCAAUGGUACAAGAAAAGGUAUAAAUUCAAUUGAUCAAGAGCUAAAUAUCAUUUGGAACCAUACUUAAAACAUGAAGAAGGAUUGGCUGUUUUGAAUCAAGUUCUUCCUUAGGCUCUUAAAUAGAAAGGCAAACCCUACUUAUUCAUGGCUGCUUUGCAUUAUAUUUCUGUAAUUUAUAUUAUCAUUUGAAUAAGUCAAUAAUGGCUAGUUAAAUGAGUUUUGCAAAGUUGUUUCAUGAACUAAGAUACUUUAUUUAAGAUGAUGAGGCCAGAUUUCGUGAGUGCUUGAGAGUCAAGAGAGGAUUGAAAGAUACAUCAUAACCAGGAGGAAUGUACAAAGAUUAAGUAUACUUGACUGGAGCAAUUAAAAUACUGAGAUAUCGAGGGAAAUUAAAUUUUAUUCAUUUGCAUAGUGGUAAAAUAACAAUUAAGGAUUGUAUUCGUUUGGGAGAAAUAGGAUAAAUAUUUACAAAAAAUAUCUAUAUUCCACCUUUUUUAUAAGAACUUGAUCAAUAUAAAAGAGGACUGGAUAAGAUAGCAUAAUAAAAUUUCAUUAAUUUUGUAUGA
Messenger RNA from Paramecium octaurelia, 1401 nucleotides. The record is from the annotation of a GenBank genome assembly. Lineage: Eukaryota; Ciliophora; Oligohymenophorea; Peniculida; Parameciidae.